Hibiscus syriacus is the source of this 1582-nucleotide messenger RNA. RefSeq names its product transcription factor bHLH122-like. Gene Ontology annotation, biological process: regulation of transcription by RNA polymerase II. The record is from RefSeq and is a predicted model, not a curated record. The transcript is spliced from 7 exons. NCBI's taxonomy places the organism in Eukaryota, Viridiplantae, Streptophyta, Magnoliopsida, Malvales, Malvaceae. Bases 340 to 1512 code for a protein of 390 amino acids. Gene Ontology annotation, molecular function: DNA-binding transcription factor activity, RNA polymerase II-specific; protein dimerization activity; RNA polymerase II cis-regulatory region sequence-specific DNA binding. Gene Ontology annotation, cellular component: nucleus.
UCUUCUUCUUCUGUUGUUUGUGUGCUGUUUAAAUCAUGGAUAUUCUUUUCAUUGAGCAGCUCGCUCUUUCUUUUAUUAUUAUAUCAUCUUUCACUAAUUAAUGUUAUAUUCUUCGGGUUAGUGCUCUGGUUUUCAAGAAUAGAAAAUUGGGUUUCGUUCAGAUUUGAUUGUAAGUGUUGUUUUGUGGCGAAGAGCUCUGGGUUAUCUUUUUCCCAGGCUCCACUCUUUUGGGAGCUGUUAUAGGUAGUGCUCGAAUUUCAGGCCAACCAAGUUCUCGGGAUUCCCGCUUUGAAGUUAUUGAGACAGAUCCACGUGAAAGCAGCUCAUGUUUUCUGGGGAAUGGAAUCAGAUCUUCAACGCCGGAAUCAUUAUCAUCAACCUCAACAACAUCAAAAACAGAUGAACUCUGGCUUGACGAGGUACCAAUCUGCACCCGGUUCAUAUUUUUCGAAUAUCUUGGACAAAGACUUCUGUCAGGAGAUUCUAAACCGGCCGUCGAGUCCCGAAACAGAACGAAUUAUCGCCCGGUUCCUAUCGAGCGGUGACGAUGCCGGUGGCGGAACCGGAGAUAAUCCGGAGAACGUUUCUGACCAGAAUCUCGGCUCGAUAAUGCCGAACUCACCCGUGAGAGAAACGACAGUGAAAAUCGAGCCGCAGAUUAUGACGCAAAUGAAUAAUCAAACAGGGGUCAUUCAUCAGCAGCAGCAGCAGGGGAACUAUUCCUCUGUUCCAAAGAAUUUUUAUCAAAGCCAACCAAAUUCAACCAUGGAUUACCGGGUUCCGAGCUCGACAAAGAUGGAAAAUUGCAAUAAUUCGAGUCUUAUUCGGCAUAGCAGCUCCCCUGCAGGGCUAUUCUCCAAUAUAAACAUUGAAAAUAGCUAUUAUGGAAGCAUUAAUAGCAGUAACAUAGAAUCAGCACUUCCUUCGGCAAGCAGGCCGCCACCCUCUAGGCUGAUGAGUCCGAAACCGAGCUCCGACAACGUCGUACUGCCGAGACAAAAUCUUCGCAGCAAUUAUUCCUCGGGGUUUCCGGUUUCUUCUUGGGACGACUCGAUGAUGGUUUCCAAUAACAUGUCCGGCGUAAAAGGACUCAACAAAGACGAUCGAUCGCUUUCCGGCUUCGACUUCGACAGAACAGAAACUCAGAACACGAUGGGGGCCGGAAACCAUCCGCCGCCACUUUUGGCUCAUCAUUUGAGUUUACCGAAGAGUUUGCCGGAUAUGUCGGCCAUCGAGAAGCUGUUGCAGUAUCAGGAUUCGGCUCCGUGCAAGAUCCGAGCCAAGAGAGGGUUUGCCACUCACCCUAGAAGCAUUGCCGAGAGGGUAAGAAGAACCAAAAUAAGCGAACGCAUGAGGAAGCUCCAAGACCUUGUUCCAAACAUGGAUAAGCAAACAAACACUGCCGACAUGUUAGAUUUGGCUGUUGAUUAUAUCAAAGAUCUUCAAAAACAGGUGGAGACACUGUCGGAGAAUCGAGCAAAGUGUUCGUGUGGUUACAAGCAGCAGCAAUAAUAUUUAUCUAAAAUCCAGCCCCAUUGAAAUUAUGAUAGAAACCGGUUCGGCUGUAAAGUAACACGUGAUU